CUCCGGGCUCCUGCUCCCGGGAGCCCCGCAAACCCCGCUCCGCCCGCGCCCCGCACAGCACCGAGGCUCCCGGCCCGGUCCGCCCCGCUGCCCCUCCCCGGGGCCAUGGGGGCACCCCCGGGCUACCGACCCUCUGCCUGGGUGCAUCUCCUCCACCAGCUGCCUCGCGCCGACUUCCAGCUCCGCCCGGUGCCCAGCGGCUUUGCUCCCCGCGACCAAGAGUACCAGCAGGCUCUGCUGCUGGUGGCAGCCUUGGCUGGGCUGGGCUUGGGCCUGAGUCUCAUCUUCAUCGCUGUCUACCUCAUCCGAUUCUGCUGCUGUAGGCCUCCAGAACCCCCUGGGGCCAAGAGUCCCCCACCUGGAGGAGGCUGUGUCACCUGGAGCUGCAUCGCUGCCCUUCUCGUGGGCUGUGCAGGCAUUGGCAUUGGUUUCUAUGGUAACAGCGAGACCAGCGAUGGGGUGUCCCAGCUCAGCUCGGCACUGCUGCACGCCAACCACACGCUCAGCACCAUUGAUGACUUGGUGCUGGAAACGGUAGAGAGGCUGGGUGAGGCUGUGAGGACGGAGCUGACCACCCUGGAGGAAGUGCUGUCAGAACGCAUGGAGCUGGUGGCUGCCACCAGGGGAGCCCGAAGGCAGGCCGAGGCUGCAGCCCAGCACCUGCAAGGACUAGCCUUCUGGCAAGGAGUAUCCCUGAGCCCAGUACAGGUGGCAGAAGAUGUAACUUUCGUGGAGGAGUACAGGUGGCUGGCCUAUGUCCUCCUGCUGCUCUUGGUGCUUCUGGUUUGUCUCUUCACCCUCCUGGGCCUGGCAAAGCAGAGCAAAUGGCUGGUGGUUGUGAUGACUGCCAUGAGUCUCCUGGUGCUUGUCCUGAGCUGGGGUUCUAUGGGCCUAGAGGCUGCCACAGCUGUGGGCCUCAGUGACUUCUGCUCCAACCCAGACACCUAUGUGCUGAACCUGACCCAGGAAGAGACAGGGCUCAGCUCAGACAUUGUCAACUAUUAUUUCCUGUGCAACCAGGCAGUCUCCAACCCCUUCCAGCAGAGGCUGACUCUGUCCCAGCGUGCUCUAGCCAACAUCCACUCUCAGCUACAGGGCCUGGAGCGGGAAGCUAUCCCUCAAUUUUCUGCUGCACAGAAGCCCUUGUUAUCCUUGGAGGAGACGCUGAAUGUGACAGAAAGAAGCUUCCACCAGUUGGUGGCGCUGCUGCACUGCCGCAGUCUGCACAAGGACUAUGGCUCAGCACUCCGAGGCCUGUGUGAAGAUGCCCUGGAGGGCCUGCUGUUCCUGAUGCUCUUUUCUCUCCUGUCUGCGGGGUCCCUGGCCACCACUCUGUGUAGCCUGCCCCGUGCCUGGGCCCUCUUCCCGCCCAGUGAUGACUACGAUGACACAGAUGAUGACGACCCUUUCAACCCUCAGGAAUCCAAGCGCUUUGUGCAGUGGCAGUCUUCCAUCUGAGCCUGCCCUCCAGUCUGGAGCCUGCCUCUCCUCUACGGCUCAGCAGUGGAUUGCUUCUCAAAGUACCAUGUGAAUGCUGACAAGGGGGAAGAAGCAGAUUCCAGAAGAGAAUAAGCCUAGCACUAAAUCUAAACAGGCGUGCAUCCACAGGAAGAGUCAAGCUUCUAGUCACGUGGACUGUUCAAAGCCUGCUGGGAUUAGGAACCGUGUGGAAUCAACUUGCUUCCUAGAAGCUCACCCCCAGCACAAGAUGUCAGAAAACCAAUGCUUGUAUCCGGAUAUGGACAGAAGGCUUCAGAGAGGAAGUAGAACAUUUGCUUGUAGUGCCACCAGGGUGAUGUAAAGGGGAAAGAAAGGCUUAAGGAAGACAUUAUAAAUCCAGACAGGAAGAGAUGAGGCACUCAAUAACUUAUCAAGUAAAAACAAACAUGGCAGAGUCAAAAGGGAAAUUUAUUGUCUGGGGAAUAAUACCUAUGUAGUUCUCAUUGUUUAAAAAAAAAUUAGCACACAUGGCAAAGAAAAACAUUGUUGUUAAUAGGUAAACAUAAUUCAAAAAGCUUCUAUUAUCUAACAAAAAACCAACUCAAUUAGUAAGUAACUGAGAUGAACAUAUGAGGAAACAAAAACCCCAAGACAAAUGGAUAAAGUUGUCUUUUUUAUUUUGUCUUUUUUUUUUUUUUUUUUUUUUUGCUUUUUGUUUGUUUGUUUGUUUUGUUUUUUGAGACAGGGUUUCUUUGUGUAACAGCCCUGGCUGUCCCGGAACUCUCUUUGUAGACCAGGCUGGCCUUGAACUCAGAGAACAGCCUGCCUCUGCCUUCCUAGUGCUGAGAUUAAUGGCAUGUUAUCACCACACCCAGCUAAAUUGUGCUACUUUCCCCUUUCUAGUACCACUUGUUGUGGACUUUAAAGUGGGGUGUUGGCUGGUGCUGGUCUGCAGGCCCAGUGAAGAGGUUCUCUGAAUAUGCUGCCCAGAGGCUGUGAAUCACCAGCUAUGUGAAAAUAAUAAUAAAAUUCAAAACAAACAAAAAACCCUGCUUA
This is a messenger RNA of Arvicanthis niloticus (Nile rat), 2496 nucleotides long. The record is from RefSeq and is a predicted model, not a curated record. Lineage: Eukaryota; Metazoa; Chordata; Mammalia; Rodentia; Muridae.